Molecule: messenger RNA, 6869 nt
Organism: Hypanus sabinus (Atlantic stingray)
Lineage: Eukaryota; Metazoa; Chordata; Chondrichthyes; Myliobatiformes; Dasyatidae
Gene: slc66a1
Product: solute carrier family 66 member 1
Exons: 8
Coding region: 139-1050 (303 amino acids)
Source: RefSeq, a predicted model, not a curated record
CUCGUGACCGCGGCUGCUCACGUGACAACCGGCUCUCUGUCUUGUUGGAGUCGUCGUCGGGAAUCUCAGAGUCCUGACGGGGUGUUUAGGUUGAAGUUAUUUUGUGAAUAACCAUCCUUCAGUCAAACUGUGUGAACAAUGCCUUGGAACAGUAUCAGUCCACUGUACCCUGGAGGAAAUUUUACUACCGAAUGCCCAAAUGGGUCCCGUCAUGUUUGGGAUAUUCUCCAAGUGUGCACUGAAGAGUGGAGGGACAUAGCAAGUGUAGUGUUGGGGUUGUUUUCUGUCAUCUGUUUCAUGUUCUCCGCUUUCCCGCAGUGUUACACGUCCUGCAAGAAUGGAGAUAUGGAUCGAGCUCUGUCACUCUGGUUCCUGUUGGGUUGGUUGGGAGGUGACUCGUGCAAUUUUAUUGGUGCUUUCCUGGCUCAACAAUUGCCACUGCAGACUUACACAGCUGUUUAUUAUGUGAUAGUGGACUUGGUCAUGGUCUCAAUGUUUUUCUACUACAAGUUAAAGAACCAGUCUAGACAAGAUGGGACUGCAGUUAAUGUUGUUGUUGUGCUUGUGAUACUUGGAGCAGCUGGUCCCAUAGUACCAGGCAACAAUCUAGUAUCUCCAAUUGGCGAAGCGCCAACAUUCAACAAACGCUCUCUUUUGACUAUUCCUCAAGCAUCUGCUAACCAGACAUUUACUACACAGGAAAUCAUUGGAUUUACAGUUGGCUCAUUUUCAUCAGUAUUCUACCUGGCAUCCAGGUUGCCUCAGUUGUGCAGAAAUAUGAAGAGGAAGUCUACCGAAGGCAUAUCUCUUUGCCUCUUUGCCUUGAUGAUUCUUGGGAAUCUUACAUAUGGCCUGUCCGUGUUGCUGAAGGUCCCAAGAAAGGGACAAGCUGAGGGUAACUACGUGGUGCAUCAUAUUCCCUGGCUAGUGGGCAGCUUGGGAACUAUGGCGCUCGAUAUUAUGAUUUUAAUUCAGUUUUUCAUGUAUAGAACACAGAAGACUGAAAGGGAGCCAUUAAUUCCUAAACGACUGCAGGGAACAUUACACUGAGGAUUUUUAAAAAUGGAAACAAUGAUAAGGGAAAUACUUAUGUAGAUUCAAUUGGAAAACCUGAUUUAGUCUAGAAGACUAUUUUGAGUCAUGCACGAUAUCUAAACAUUAUGCUGCAUUUCCACAUUAAUUAAUUUUUACAAAUAUGCUGGAAUCAAGGUCACCUGGGAAAUACCUCACCCUUAAAAGCUUGUUGCUCAAACCUGACUUUCAUGCAUCAUCGUGUUCCCACUAGGUGAAGAGGGACAAAGGUGCACAAUAUUUGUCUUCUUGGAAAUCAGUGGAUGAACCAAUAGAUGGAAGAACAGAGAAAAAUGGGUGUAAAAUUCAUCCAGUCACAGCAAUUUUAGAUCAUUUAGUUAUGGACUUGUCCACUGGAUUGCGCCAGAUGACCAGUUUCUUCGUCCACGUGUAAUAAUGUUGCUAUUGAUCAGGAAUACUUGAAGGAGGAGUCAAAUCAAAUUUCACACCAAGAUCUUGCCCUCCAGAAAUUAACCAACCAUUAAUAUUUUUACAAACUUAGGAAUGGGGUGGUAAAGCUGCCCAGACAAUUCUUGACCAAAUAGCAAUAAUUUUAUUUACAGUUGGGUUUUAAUUAGACUUUUAUUGAACUUGAAAUAGUAAAUAUACAAAUUCACAUCAUAUGAAUUGCAUUUUAAAAAUGGAAAGAUGCACUGGGUGACACAGUAGUGCAUCUUGUAGAGCCACUGCUUCACGGGGACAACAGUGCCCCUUGUUCAGACUUGACCUGUGGAGUUUACAUCUUCUCUAUGUGACCGAGUAGAUAUUCUCCAAGUACUCUAGUUUCCUCCCACACCCCCAAGAAUGCGCAAGUUGGUAGGUGAUUGGCCACUUUAAAUUAUUCCAAUGGACUUGGUGGGCCCAAAAUAAAUAUGAGGUUCUGCAGAUGCAGGAAAUCUUGAGCAACACACAAAAUGCUAGAGGCAGCAUCUGUGGAGCGGCAUAAGCAGUCGACAUUUCAGGCUGAGACCUGCAUCAGGACUGGAAAGGGAUGGGGCAUAAAUCAGAAUAAGAAGGGUGAGGAAGGGGCUGCCUGCUUGUACUCCUUCACUUUGCCCCUACCUUAAUCUGGCUUCUGCCCGCUUCCAAUCCGGAUGGCCCAAAAUGUCACCUGUCCCUUCCAUAGAUGCUACCUGACUUGCUGACGUCCUCCAGCACGUUGCGUGUGGAGAGCUGAAGAGCCUGUUCUGAGCUGCACCUCUCAGUGACUCUUUGGUGGUCCUGAUGAAUGUUGGGUGUGGUCAUGAGCCAUUCGAAAACGUAUUCCUGGUCUGUACUGAUUAUCAACUACAACUUGGAUACAGAAUGGUUAAGAAAUUAGACAAGUUCCUCAUCUGUUCAGUCACCUUUACCUGACCAGUGUAUGAAGGUGUAAAGCUGGCGUGUAAUUGGGCCGAGCUAUGUGACGCUUUCAGAAGCUGACUGGCCCACUGACACUUGCUGUCUGGUUUCAUCAACGGAAAAUGACCACUUGAGUUAUGUAGCAGAAUGCAAAACACUGAACUGUUUACAGGGGAUAUUUCUUUGCAGGUAAUCAUAAACAGUGUUCCAGUUUUUAAAUACAUUAUCUGUAUUUUAAUUGAAAUAUAUUAAUAUUUUUGUAUGAACAAGUGACAAAAUCAAGAAAAGUUCAGUGUUUUGAAUUUUUAUGAGUUCUUAUGGAACAUUGUGGCUUAUAAAAUUAGUGAAACUAUUUAAUUUGAUUUUGAUCAUUUGACUUUUUCAGAAUUGAACCAAUUAGCAGCAAAAUUUGUUUAUCCUUUAUUAUGUUAUUGAUAUGGGUAACAUUCCUUUGGAUUUACCAUUCUUGUUCGGAAUCUCAGUAGUUUAUCUGGUAGUUUAUCUCAGUAGUUUAUCUCAAAAGUUUAUCUGGCCCAUUGAGUCCACGCGGACUCUCCAGCUGGCCCUACUUCUGCAUCCCCUCACUGUAGACAUGCAAAUUCUUUCAGAUAAUUAUUCAGCUUCCUCCUCGACUACCCUUGACAGUGCAUUAUAGAUUCUAACCAUUCACCGCACACUGCCAGUCAACUUCAUUUUGUGUUCCCUGGCUCUUGAUCCUUCCACCAGUUUAAGGCAGUUUCCUUCUACGUCCUUCAUAAUUCAUUGGGUCCUCUAGUAUCUCCUCUUUCAACUUUGGCUCCUCUAGCCUAUCCACACAACUAAAAAUCCCUCAGUGAAGGAAUCACUUGAGUAAAAGUGAUUACUCCAAAGACUAUGCUUCCUAAAGAACAGUGCCAGUCAUAAAGUUAAUGAUUCCUUUACUGUAGUGCUGUCUAUCUCUAUUUAUAAAGCCCAAGAUCCUGUUUGGUUUUUUAACAACUUUCCCAAUUAUUUGGCCACUAUUAACAAACUAUACCAGUACUUGUACCUUUGUUAGAAUUGUGCCAUUGACUUUAUAUUGCCCUUUCUCAUUCAUCCUACCACAAUGUAACUUGGCAUUUCUCAGCAUUGCUUGUUCCUCUUCAGGCACAUUUUUCUCACUGCUUCCUCCUCUAUCUUCACUUGUGUUGGGAUCAAGAUUCACAGAACCAUUUUCUGCUCCUAAUUCAUUCUAAUUUUCCUUUUCCUCCUGCAGUAACCCUUUUCUUACUUUUUCCUCACAUACUCCUGUAUAUCAGAAUUAUUUUAAUGCAAAAGAAACAUAGAUUGAUAGCUACUGAUAACUUUGCACUUCGUAUAAACUAGUUGAUGUAUAAAUGUUUUUACUCUGGUAUUUGACUUAGCAAGGUAGCAAUAUUUUAAUUGUUUUAUUCAUGCAUUUUUGGAGCUAAAUCAUUGGUACAUAGAAUGUGCUUUUUAAAACAAGAACUACCUUUGCUGUCUGGAUUUGCUCAGUAGCUCUAAUUAGUCCCCACAUCUGGAUGUUUGACUACAAGCCAUUUGAAAAUAAUGACCUGUGUGUCAAAUUAAUUUUUCAUUUAUCCCACAAGGCUGAAUUGGCAACUCCGACUUGAGCACAGGCAAAAUCUUCUGCUUCAACCCAUCAUCCCUACUGGGGCAUAGGCCCCUGACAGCAGCUCCCCAGAGUCCUAAGUUCUGGGCCAACAGAAGGGUGAUCAGCUCUGUCCUUCCCGCUUUCACCACAGAACUUCAUAUGUCUCCUAGUCAAAAAUCUUUCUUCUCUCAGGACUGAGUUCCAUGGAGCUCCUGUUGCCAUUUCUGUAGCUUGCUAGUCCCAGGCCCAACCCCCCUCCUUUUGCAGCCAGGCUUGGGACCGUCCAUGGUGGAGUUCAACAUAUUCCUAUCCACCAGUCAAAUGUGAUUGGUGACAGUGGCACAGUAUGUAGUUAUAAACUUAAACUUCAGGCUUUGUUUUCAAGCUUCGUUGUCUAAAGUAUUAUGAAGUAUGUCUGGAGUUAGCAUAAUUUUCUUCUGGGCAACUUCCUAUCUGAUUCUCUUAUUUUAUGCAUUUGUUGCAUUUGUGUUUGAAAUUAGCUUCAAUAUAUUGUAAAUGGUAUUAACUUAUCAGACUGGCUGAGUUUUUGGGCUCUCAUGUUUAAAACAAAAUUACAGAGAGGAAGUUUUUGCCCUGUUAUCUCACUGUGUGGAUGGUUAAUUAGUUCCUGAUGUAGGUUCCUCCAACAAUUCUGAAUAUGUCAUCCUAAACAGCUCUUGAUAAAGGGUAUCUGACUGUCCUCAUCAGGACCAAAUGACAGGAAGGUCCAAAAGAGGGAGAACAGGAGUGAUGAGGAUGAAAGUGCAGCCAUUUACUAAUUUGUUUGUUACCCCACGGGCUUGUUUGGAUUAAAUAUGCAAUUACAAGUACUUCCUUGUAGAAAUAGACAGGGAAUCUAUUGAGCCCUUCAUGCCUUAUGUUUUAUCCAUCAUGACUUAUCCUUUUAAAUCUUCACAAAAAUUGGUGAAUUGCCUUUUAAUGUGGCUCUGUUUAUUCAUUUGGCUCUUUGUAAUCUCUCAGAAGAAAGUUCAAUUUCUGUUGCUCUGUACUGAUUUCUAAUAAGGAUGUGCCAAGGCAUUUUACAAAAAUGCAUCAAGGGAAUGUCACUGGGCAACUUAAGAGGAAAUGGAAAAAACUGCUCAUAAAUACAUUGAAAAGGGUAUCUUCACAGAGAAUUUAUCUCCUCUGCCAUAGCUGAGGGGAUAGGAAUGUUUACAAAAGGUGUUGCAAAGUUACGCAGCAUUUUGUUGCACUAGUUGGUGUAUACCAGUACUGAUUGAUAGAUAAUUUAUUGAUCCCAAAGGAAAUUGCUAUGUCACAGUAGCAUUGUAAGUGCACAGAUAGAAAUAUUAGAAGGAAAGUAGAAAUAAUUAUAAAUAAUUUGCCACAAACAGCCUAACAGGAGGGGGUCAUCACUUCGCUGGCUUGACUCAUUAUAGAGCCUAAUGCCCAAGGGUAAAAAAUGACCUCAUAUAGCGCUCUUUGAAGCAGCGCAGUUACCUAAAGGAUGCUUGAAUUUCCCCAGACAAUGGAGGAUUCUGAGUAACCCACUUCUCACGUGAACUGUCUGGUGACAAAUCUACAUUGUAUUUGUGAAUAGUUAUCUUCUGCACAGGAUGCUUAUGCAGUUUACUGGUCACUUUAGUGCAUAUGUGGUUUUUGAGUGAUUAUUUUUUCCAGUAUAUGUUGCUAUGAUAUUGUAUAUCACAAGAUAGAGAGGCAACAUUUCAUUAUUGUACUACAAUGUUCUUCCUAGUUUGACUAAUAGAAAAUAUCAAGUUGUAUUUUAAUUAUUUUUAAUACAAUAGUAGAUCAGUUGAUUUAAAUGUUAGAUAAAUUGAUUGCUAUUUCUGGCAUCUGAGAGUCAAUUAUUCAACAAUGUAGAUGUACACAUAAUAUAUUGAGGAUUUACCAAAGAAGCAGUUAAUUGAAUGAACAUUUUUCAUCCUCCUAUCUUUUUAUAUUUGUUUUUUUUUGCCUGAAUAAACCAAACAUCUAACAAUGUUGGACGUUAGAGGGCUGUGGGAUUAAUUAAAUGAACGACUAUGGAAGGAGAAAGUAACUAUUUAAAUGCAUCCAGUCACCUAGUGUUGAAAAAGACUGAGCUUGGCAACCUUUCACAGGCUGUCCACCCAAAUGUCUGCCAUUUCUUUGAAAGCGUUCCAACUAACUGUACAUGCCAGCAUCUGAUGGUGCCCCCACCCCCUGCCACUUACCCAAUUUUCCUUCCCACAUUAAAAUGGUUUUCUUAAAGUUACUAUUGAAUCUAUUUCCUUCACCUUUUGGUUGCCUCAAAUUAAAACCACUCAGCAGUAGUAGAAAUUCGGUUCCACUCCCGUCUGGUUCUUUGCCAGUUUAUCGUGACUUUGUGCUGUCUGUUGGCCAACCUUCUUGCCAGAGAAAAUAAUUUUGCUGCUUCUACUCUACUCAGGCCUGUCCUAAUAUUGGACAUCUUCCCUCAUUCUUUCAUUAUAACUGCACUCUCCCAUCUGAGAGGAUCCCUAGCACAAAUGUUGCAAAGCUUUGUUUUCUUAGACGUGGAUCUCAGAACUGAAUGCAGCAGGCAUAGGGGUCUGGUUAGUGACUGAUAACAAUUCAGCAUAACUUCCUCAUCUAUCUGUUUCAAUGUACACAAAUAAUUAUGUCUGCCUUUAAUGAUUCCCCCCACCCCCGGACUGCAUUGUUCAAUUGAGCAAGGAUGCACUCUGUACUGCAUGUCAGUAUAGGCGGAAAGGGAGAGAAACUUGCAUGCCUGUGAAGGAAAUUGAUCUCUGCUGUGCCUCAAGCUGCUCUCUUUAGGAUAUUCAGUACAUUAUGGUAUUAAUCGAUUUUAUUAUAACAGAAUCAAUGUAUUUCCAAUAGCAUACACUUGAAUACAAAUAAAAUUUAUUUUGUUUUAUGA